AUUCUACAGGAAGGGCUUCCCUGAGCAUGCGUUCCCUGCUCUUCCUGUAGAUAGGAUACAGAUAUACUUUUUAACGAUUUGUCUUGACACAUGUCAUACACGGCGAUUAACUACACACGAUCAAAAUGAACUACAUGCCAGGGACCGCGAGUCUCAUCGAUGACAUAGACAAAAAGCAUCUUGUACUUCUUCGAGAUGGACGAACGCUAAUUGGGUUUCUGAGAAGCAUUGACCAGUUUGCCAACCUAGUUUUUCAUCAAACAAUCGAGCGCAUCCAUGUGGGCAAGAAGUUUGGAGACAUCCCCAGAGGAAUCUUCAUUGUGAGAGGAGAGAAUGUUGUUUUGCUUGGAGAAAUAGACAUUGAUAAGCUGUGUGACAACGUCUUGCAGCAAGUUUCUAUAGAGGAGAUCCUGGAGGAGCAGCGAUUGCAACAGCAAGCCAAGCAGAAGACAGAGAAAGCCAAGGUGACCGCACUGAAGGACAGAGGCCUAUCCAUCCCCAAGGCAGAUAAUCUCGAUGAAUACUGAAGGACAGAGGCCUAUCCAUCCCCAAGGCAGAUAAUCUCGAUGAAUACUGAAGGACAGAGGCCUAUCCAUCCCCAAGGCAGAUAAUCUCGAUGAAUACUGAAGGACAGAGGCCUAUCCAUCCCCAAGGCAGAUAAUCUCGAUGAAUACUGAAGGCACUUCUGUUCCAUUUUUUUCCGUAAUACUGGACUCCUCAGUUAUAUGUUGAAUAGGGGAUUAUUUUGAAGACUAUGAGAAGAAUGUGUGCUUUGUAGAUGACGCAAGUCACACUAAAUACUGUACUGAUUUAAUUUUGAUUAUGACUCAUUGGUUUGAAAGCAAACAAUGAAUUAAGUGAUGCAUGAUUUGAGGGUAGACCACACAACCUAGAUUGUCUACAAGACUACAUUUGAUGAGAAAUCAAUUAUGAUUUUCAUACCAUAGCACUGAGAACUAAGUCAAUAGUAUAUAGUGAUGAACUCUGUUAGUGUAAGCAGACACAUUGUAAUGACAAGAUUUGUUUUCCAUAAAAGUUUUUGUUAUUUUAUUA
Oncorhynchus nerka (sockeye salmon) is the source of this 1053-nucleotide messenger RNA. RefSeq names its product U6 snRNA-associated Sm-like protein LSm1. Gene Ontology annotation, cellular component: P-body; Lsm1-7-Pat1 complex. NCBI's taxonomy places the organism in Eukaryota, Metazoa, Chordata, Actinopteri, Salmoniformes, Salmonidae. Gene Ontology annotation, biological process: deadenylation-dependent decapping of nuclear-transcribed mRNA. The transcript is spliced from 4 exons. Bases 126 to 527 code for a protein of 133 amino acids. The record is from RefSeq and is a predicted model, not a curated record. Gene Ontology annotation, molecular function: RNA cap binding.